Molecule: messenger RNA, 1762 nt
Organism: Anopheles merus
Lineage: Eukaryota; Metazoa; Arthropoda; Insecta; Diptera; Culicidae
Gene: Sil1
Product: nucleotide exchange factor Sil1
Exons: 1
Coding region: 163-1533 (456 amino acids)
Source: RefSeq, a predicted model, not a curated record
GACGUGUACCAAUUCCGAACGGCCAAUUCCAAAACAGAACCAUCGCCGGCAAGUAAACAUGCCGAUUUCAUCAGAUUCCUCGCAGAAUAUAUAAAGUACAAAGGACAGGGACAGUGAAAAUCUCACCUCAUUCGUGCACGUUUGUUAGAUCCACCUUCAAACAUGGAUCUUCCCGUCUGGAAACUCGCGCUAGUGCUAAGUGUACUUGUUGGUUCCAUCAACACAAAAGCAGGAACUGGUUCAAACGCACCGAAAUUCGUGGCCACGCACGAAUGGCAAGAGCUAAAGAAAGGACAACCGAUCCCCCAGGGAUUGCACGUAAGGAUCAAUCUGACCACUGGCAAAAAGGAGGCAAAACUGCUCGACCCAGCCGAUGGUGGGCCCAGCACCGAUUCGUCCCUUUCGAUGGUACCCGGGGAGGAGCUAAAAGAUCAUCCGGCUGCUGGGGCGGGGACGGCCAGUGACCCGCAAACCGUGGCUGGCAUGAAGCUGGAAGCACUCCGGGAAGCGCUCAAAGACAUUCCGGCAAACACGUACGAAGAGGACGAGGCAGAGGGCGGCGAGGCAGUGGGCAGCCGAUUCAAAAGCUACGAACAGAUCAAGCAAGAGCUGAAAGACGCCAAUGUGGAGCUGAAGAGUGACAGCGAAAUCAUGACCGAUCUGUUCACCCGUUUCGAACGAGCGCUCCAGCACACAUCCGGACUGGCGGAUCGGCAGGAGCUGGACGUACUGUUCGAGGAUCUCGAAUACCUGGCGCAUCAGAUCGACAACGCGCUCCAGUUCAUCGACCGGGGCGGUGUGGAGAAAAUCGUCUGGCCCAGCCUGAACCGCACCGGCGACGCGCAGACACGCACCAGAGCGCUCAAGCUGCUCGGCACGAUCGUGCAGAACAAUCCGAAGGCAAAGGUCGCUCUGAUCGAACGGAACGGUGGCCCUAACCUGCUAUCUGCCCUGGGGCGUGCCUCGACGACGGACGAAAUUUCGGCCGCCCUGUACGCGUUCGGCGGUUUGGUGCGCAAGUUCCCCUUCGCCCAGAAGCAGCUGCUCACGCCGCACGGCUACAGUGUGCUGUACGGCGUGUGGGAAAAGAAGGUCGAGCUGAAGGUGAAGGUGAAGGUGCUGCAACUGAUCGCGGACGUGCUGGUGGACUAUCGCAGCGCGAUCGCAGCGGCGGGCGAGAACGACGCAACGACCCGGGAGCAGUACCGCUCGACAAAGCUGCCCGAGGGGCUGGAGAGGACGGAGUUUUGCAAACACUCGGCUGCCUUCUUUCACCAGCACAAGGCGGCCCUUAUACCCGAGGACAAUCUGACCGAUGAAACGGUGAAAGCGCUGCACGCUUGCCGCCACCAGCUCUGCCACGAACCGUGGUCCCAGUGUCCGCUGUUCCGGCACACGCUGCUGGUGCUGCGCAACAAUCUGGACCACCGACUGGACGAGGACGUGGAGUUGGUGGAGUAUAGAAGAGAGAUUAAGCGCAGUAUCGACGAACUGGUGGUGGAUUUGUACGGUCAGCCAAAGGAUGAACUGUGAGCGAAGCGUACUGUGGCGCUUAAAUUAGGCAGAUACUCUCACUGUGUUACAAAGCAACUAUAUUUAUAGCCAAAUGAACGAACAUUUGUUGUAUAGGACUGAUUAAGUUAAUUAGAAAGUUUGUAUUGUGCUUUAUCGUUUCCCAGAUCCGCCCACAAUCGGUAGAUAGGUCGACAAUAUGGACCGGAACCGGUUGCUUACGUCACGAAUAAAUUGAAAUGUUCACUUC